Aspergillus niger is the source of this 2037-nucleotide messenger RNA. RefSeq lists its product as uncharacterized. Bases 1 to 2037 code for a protein of 678 amino acids. Lineage: Eukaryota; Fungi; Ascomycota; Eurotiomycetes; Eurotiales; Aspergillaceae. The record is from RefSeq and is a predicted model, not a curated record. The transcript is spliced from 4 exons.
AUGACUGAACUGCGGAAGCAGAGGCGCCAAGUCGUCCAGUCCGCUAAGGAGGAAAUAGCGCAAUUUUGGAGUCAAAGGAAAGGUAGCUCCACAAAGCGUCCUAAGGGGCCAAGCCAAGCCCCUGCCGAGACCACCUUCGUAUUCCAACUUCCGCUCUACCCGUCACUCCCCAUCCCAUCGAAAAUCAUGCCUACCGUAGAUUGUCUGCCUGUGGAAGUGCGACGACGGAUUUGCCUUUCUGUCCGUGAUUACUCAUGGCAUGAUCUGUCCGCUCUAAGUCGAGCAAGCAAAGAAUGGCAUGAUUUCGCAGCUACGGAGCUUUACAGGCACCUUCGACUGGCAUUCUCCGACCGCACAGAUCUUCAGAAUGACAUGUCCGAGCUUCGCACAGAUGGCCUUGGUCGUCAGUACCUACGAUAUGCACGAACCCUCGAACUCGACUCAUUGUUGGAAACCCGUGACGUCUCACUCCAGUUCCUGACCUGGACCCUCGCCUAUUAUCGGCAGGAGGACUGGGAGCCGAUAAUCGACCUCCUUUCGCGCUUGCAGCAUCUUCGGCUACUCAGCUACGCCGUGCUCAAUAUGUUUCCUACUUGCCUGUUCCAAGCGCUUCAACAGUUACACCCAGCCUGCCAAUUGGAUGUCUGGACUUCCCAGUCUCCAACUCUUGACCUACCCGGUCUAGGACGCUCCCACCGUUGCGUUGGUAAACAGUUCAAAGAGCCUUUUGACCUCAACAUCCUGCGUUCCUCAGCACUUCGUACCCUCAAGGCGGUCUAUACAGUGGGCCAGGAUCCUGAACAGGGAUGGAUACAUAACGACGAGGCCUUCUCUUUCAUCUUCACGGCCCCGAAUCUUAAACAUUUGCUCGUUGACGAGAUGCCCGCCCGGCGUGAUAAUCCGAUUAUGAAAGUCAAACGGGAAUGGCAGGAGUUUGCCUCCCAGGCGAAGCCUUCUCGUACCUCACCCUGCAUAGAUACCUUGACUUUCAUCAAUGGCGAUCCUCAUCACCCGUAUGAGCGCAUCCUUCUCAAUAUCUCAACCAUGGUUGAUCUCUCUAGACUGCGAUCCCUUGAUGUGGCCGUCAAUUCGGAGCCGGCUAUGUUAAGUAAAGCAGCAUCGAUCCUCGGUCAUUUGGAACGUCUGUAUGUACAUAUGGUUCCCUGGAAUAAGCAACGCAUCACCGAUUGGUACAAUGAUCCCGAGGGUUCCACAUGGGAUGAUGAAGAAAUGAUAUCUGCAGUGCAAGCAUUCAGGCCGCUACGGUUUUUGUGCCUGCGGGGGUUGCGAAAUUUUUCCUCUCUAUCCCGCAUUCUCUCCUCCCACCACUCCUUGGAGGGCCUCAGUCUUGAGGGUUCCGAUCGGCAUCCGCGAACACCCCCAGAUGGAUUCAAAUACCCUAUCUUCAAUAGCGAACACAUUCGGUCCAUAGCCAAGUUAUGCCCGCGACUCGAAGAGCUCCGCAUGCCACUACAGCGGUCUCAGGGUAAUGCUCAGGAGUGCGAGAUUUAUAAGGCCCUCGGGCAGCUUUCGCGCAUUCAGACCGUUUACCUCGAUCUUGACUGCGAUCCUCGGAGUUCGCCACAAGAGGACGAAAUCCCAGGUCCCAGCUGCCUCCGGGAGAUUCUCAUCAACUCCGCCAUUGACGAAAGCCUCGUAACCGAAAUCUUUAAGCUUGUUUUCGUUCACCAGCAGACUCGCAAAAUCAAGAACUUGCGCGUCAAUCUCGUGGGAGCAGAUGGCUUUAGUCGAGAACUGGAACAUGUGAUCCGGCAGCUUGCUAGAUCAUUCCUUGUCACCCGAAAUGACUUUUACCUCAAUACGGAUGAGCUAGUGGAGGUCAAGGAGAUUGGGGGAGUCGCGUGGCAAUUGUGUCGUGAGGACGAGAUUGGCUAUUCGGGGCCCGUCCAUAUCCCUCGGGAUAUCAAGGAGGUUUUGGAGGAGUUCUGGCCGUUGCAAUCGGAUAGGAAUCGAAGUAAGAAGUGGAAGGAGUUUCCAUUGCUGGUCCGAAGUUUUCCCCUGGAGAGUAUGCACUGA